UGAUGUUUCUGCAACCAGAUUUGCUUUAAAUGGCAUCUUGUUUCAGAGAGAAACAGGCGAGAGAAAAAUUUAAUGUAUAUAUCAGUCAUGUUGGAUAACGUGGAAAAACGUCACCCCCAAUGCACACAAUAUGCAGCAGCAAUAGCCAGAAUGAUUCAAAAGACUGCACAUUUAGUCAUGGGACACAGUCUAACCAUUUUGACAACUCACAGUGUUGUGGCUUAUGUGAAUUCACAAAGCUUCACUAUGACUGCACUCAGACAACACAGGCUGUCCAAAAUUUUGGAAGCACCCAACAUCACAUAUACACAUGAAGGUGUGAACAUGGCAGAUGGCAUGACGGAUGGCGAACCUCAUCAAUGUGAAGAAUUGGUUUCCAGGAUGGAGAAGGUGAGACCAGAUCUAGAGGCUAGUCCUAUUGAAGGCCCACAGGUGAGACAGUUGUUCACAGAUGGCUGUUGUUUCAGACAUGAAAGUGAAGGACUCAGAGCAGCCUAUUCUGUUGUUGAGCGACUAGGCUCAGGAUUUGUAACAAGGAAGGCAGAAAGGUUACAAGGACCUCAGUCAGCGCAGAGAGCAGAGCUAAUAGCAGUGAUUGAGGCAUUAAAGUUGGCAGAACAACAGGAGGUAAAUGUAUAUUCAGAUUCAGCAUAUGCCACAGGUGCAGUUCAUGUGGAGUUAUGUCAGUGGUUGAGAGCAGGACUUUUGACAGCGGGGGGUAAACCUAUAAAACACGAGAUGGAAAUGAGAGCGCUGGCCGAUGUUUUGAUGUUACCGGCCAGAAUUGCCGUGAUAAAGUGCACAGGUCAUGAUAACAGUAAUUCAAACAUUGCAUUAGGGAAUCAGGCUGCAGACCAGGCUGCCAAAGCAGCCGCUGGAUAUGCGCCUCAGAUGAUGAUGGUGACGGUGGAAGAUGAGCUGAGAGAAGAGUUGAGCAUGAGUAACAUUAAACUGUUACAGUGCAGAGCAGCUCCGGAGGAGAAGAAUAUGUGGAGGCUCAGAGGAGCCUCAGAGCAGGAAGGUUGCUGGAGAGGGCCAGAUGGCAGACUGGUUUUUCCUCCAGGUUUAAAACAGGACCUUUUUUCUGAGGCACAUGGUGUUGGACAUGUGGGUGUCAGACAGAUGAUGGACAACUUGAACCAUUGGUGGCAUCCAUUUAUGUCAGAUAUGGUCAAACAUUUUGUAAAAAGUUGUACACUGUGUGGGCAAUUUAACUCAAAGAAGACUUUGAAACCUUUGCAGGGCAGAUUUCCUUUGAUCACAGUUCCUGGGAAGGAAGUGAUUCUUGAUUAUACAGUGUCCGAUUUUUGGCUUUGAACUAAAACCACACUUCCCCCACAUCCUUCCUAUUUUGGGUUAAAGCUCAAACUAGCUGGGGUUCUAAGGACCUCUGAAUCUUAACGAGUAUUACCCUGUUUAGAAUUCCUGUGAGACCUUUUCAGCUAGAUGAGUAGGAUACGACUGACCGGCUAACCACCUUCGUCCUAGGGCCACACCCUUCUGCAGUGGACAGGUCAGGCAACCUAGUAGCCUGAGGCCACGUGUACCCCGACCACCGCCCUAGUUAACGGUGGCUCCUACUCCUAUAAAUCAGCACUUGUUACACGAUCAGUAUUUUUUAAAGACUCAAAAGUCCCUAAGGGUGUUGUUUUAAAGUUUGGGCUAUA
This is a messenger RNA of Fundulus heteroclitus (mummichog), 1667 nucleotides long. RefSeq lists its product as uncharacterized. Gene Ontology annotation, biological process: DNA replication, removal of RNA primer. Lineage: Eukaryota; Metazoa; Chordata; Actinopteri; Cyprinodontiformes; Fundulidae. Bases 73 to 1317 code for a protein of 414 amino acids. The record is from RefSeq and is a predicted model, not a curated record. Gene Ontology annotation, molecular function: nucleic acid binding; RNA-DNA hybrid ribonuclease activity. The transcript has a single exon.